This is a messenger RNA of Prunus armeniaca (apricot), 150 nucleotides long. NCBI's taxonomy places the organism in Eukaryota, Viridiplantae, Streptophyta, Magnoliopsida, Rosales, Rosaceae. The record is from the annotation of a GenBank genome assembly.
AUGGAAGUGAAGCCUAUGUCUGCCAUUUCAAGUAUCGCUCUGCUUAAAAACUUCGAUGUUAGGGAUGUUCGUUCACUUGAAGAGAUUGUGGUUCCUCUCGAUAAGGAUAAGGGUUUGAAAUUGUUGAAAGGCAUCGUUGCAGUCAAAUGA